UGUCUUGGCCAGGCAGCUCUGCUCACUCUGUCCCUUUUGGCAGCAGACCAAAGAGUUUUGAGGAAACGGUCGCCCUAGGCUAACUCUUCCCUUUAAAUUCCGAGCCCAGAGAGUUCCGCGCACAGCGGGUCGGGCCUGCACAGCCAUCCACGUGCCACAGCAGAGAGGUGUUCCGAGCGCAGCUCCACCGACGCCCCGCACCAGCGGACCCCUGAGCCGAAGUCCAUCCUCUGUCUCAGCUGCGCCAAAUUCGCUCCGCAGCCUCAGCCCUGGGAGGGCGAUCCCAGCACCCGAGAGCCAGAUGCCCGCCCACAUGCUGCAGGAGAUCUCCAGCUCCUAUGUGACCACCACCACCAUCAAAGCACCUCCAAAUGAGGGUCUCCAUGAUGGAGAACAAAAAUUGGAGAAGAUGUCCCUUUACUCAGCAGAAGAUAUCCGCCCUGAAAUGAAAGAUGAUAUAUAUGAUCACAGCUAUCAGGAUGCCGAGGGUCCCACACCCAAGCUUGAGUAUGUCUGGAGAAAUAUCAUCCUCAUGGGCCUGCUGCACCUGGGGGCCCUGUAUGGGGUCAUACUGGUUCCCACCUGCAAGUUCUACACUUGGAUCUGGGCCUAUGUGUACUAUUUAAUCAGUGGCCUGGGCAUCACAGCAGGAGCUCAUCGCCUGUGGAGCCACCGAACUUACAAAGCGCGGCUGCCCCUGCGGCUCUUCCUGAUCAUUGCCAACACCAUGGCGUUCCAGAAUGAUGUUUAUGAAUGGGCCCGAGAUCACCGCGCCCACCACAAGUUCUCAGAAACACAUGCUGACCCUCACAACUCCCGCCGCGGCUUCUUCUUCUCUCAUGUGGGUUGGCUGCUGGUGCGCAAACACCCAGCUGUCAAAGAGAAGGGGGGAACCCUGGACCUGUCUGACCUAAAAGCUGAGAAGCUGGUGAUGUUCCAGAGGAGGUACUACAAGUCCGCUGUUCUGCUGAUGUGCUUCAUCCUGCCCACACUGGUGCCCUGGUUUUGUUGGGGUGAAACUUUUGCACACAGCUUGUACGUCGCCUCUUUACUGCGAUAUACCAUAGUGCUUAAUGCCACCUGGCUGGUGAACAGUGCUGCCCACCUCUAUGGAUAUCGCCCCUAUGACAAGAAUAUCAACUCCCGAGAGAAUGUCCUGGUUUCCCUGGGAGCUGUGGGCGAGGGUUUCCACAACUACCACCACACCUUCCCCUAUGACUACUCUGCCAGUGAGUACCGCUGGCACAUCAACUUUACCACGUUCUUCAUCGACUGCAUGGCUGUCCUCGGCCUGGCUUAUGACCGGAAGAAAGUAUCCAAGGCCGCUGUCUUGGCCAGGAUUAAAAGAACUGGAGAUGGAAGCUAUAAGAGUGGCUGAGUUUGAGGUUGUCCAGGGUCCUGUUCCAAAAUCCAGUAAAGGUUUAAUGUUCUGUUAAUUAACUACUGAGUAAUGCUACCUGGAUGCUAAAGAUGAUGACCUUAACACAUUCCGGUUCAGUAAAUGACAAGUACUGAAGGGCAACAACUCCCCUCUUUGAUGCUAAAACAAUAUUCAUUUCUUCUCUACUCUAUCUUUAUUUCCAUUGUCCUUUUCUUUGCUUGGUUCCUAUCAUCUUCCUUUGUCUUCUCCCUAUUGCCUCCCAGGCAAGCAUCUGGUCAGCCGCAGGUCGGUGUCCAAUGUAAAAGCCUAGCAAUCUUCCAAGAGCUUAAAAAAAACAAAGAAAGGAUUUACUUCAGAUACCCUCAUGUUUGAUCUCUUCUGAACUUUAAGGCAGGUGGCUCCACUUAGCAAUGCAACAAAAUCUUCUCAAAAGUGCCCAUUAACUGUCAUCCUACGCUUUGCCAGAUGGAAGGUGAAAAUAACUUUGUCACAGAGUUUGCAAAGCAGGUUAUUCAUCAGGGGAGAGUGAGCAUGCUGGAUAUUAUUUCUAAGUAAGGGUGUGGUUGAGGUGGGAAAGUUCUUUUUGUAGUCCGACCCAGCUGCCUACCUAGCAGAGACCUGGAGCCUCUCCAGCCAGUAUGCAUCCUUUCUCUCCUGACUGAUUAGGGGAUGGCCAUGCAGGUUGGCAAUGUUAGAUUACAGCAGCACAUCUUAAUGUCUCAAUAUAGUUUAGACUGAGGAUAAAUGGGAAGCAUAUAGUUCUUAGGAAAAGUGAUCUCUUAUGGGGGAAAAAAAAUUCCCCCGUAUUAAGGAGAUUUGUUAUUUUAUAGAUGAACGAGUUGUCGACUGUGUCCGGAAGUGAUGGAUACAGCAAGAGCUCAUUGAGUUGUGAGGAUUCCGUGAGCUGCUUGUCCAACUUCUUUCAUCUUUCUGCUGUGCUAUCUUCAGGAUUUUGGUCACUGUCCUUGUAAUGAUAGGAUGGCUGUGGCAUUUCCAAACAUCCAACAAUGGAAAGAUUUUUAGCAGGUGAAUUUGGGUCAGAGUUAAAUGUGUAUAGACAUAAUUUGUA
Urocitellus parryii (Arctic ground squirrel) is the source of this 2450-nucleotide messenger RNA. RefSeq names its product acyl-CoA desaturase 1. Gene Ontology annotation, molecular function: iron ion binding; stearoyl-CoA 9-desaturase activity; palmitoyl-CoA 9-desaturase activity. NCBI's taxonomy places the organism in Eukaryota, Metazoa, Chordata, Mammalia, Rodentia, Sciuridae. Gene Ontology annotation, biological process: monounsaturated fatty acid biosynthetic process; response to fatty acid; unsaturated fatty acid biosynthetic process. The record is from RefSeq and is a predicted model, not a curated record. Gene Ontology annotation, cellular component: endoplasmic reticulum membrane.